AUGUGCCAACAAAAAUGUCCGUCUUCACCAGCAGCACAGCUCCUGGAACUGGCUAGAAUGAGCACCACUGCUACACUGAACACCCAUUGUCUCCCACCACCACCUGUGCCUGAACAAGAGGAGGAGCAAGAGCAACCUCAGAUACACAUGUGUGUUUUGUGGUAUGCAGGGCAGCUGGGGAUCACUUAUUAUGACACAGGAGACUGCUCAGUCUACUUCAUGCCCGACAUGCCUGAUAACGAAGACCUCAAGCUGCUGCAGAAAGUGAUUGAUGAAGUCCUUCCCCAAUGCAUAGUGACUAGUGCCAAGCAGGAUCACAACAUUGCCAAAUUCCUGACCAAUAUGGGUGCUGCUACUGGGGAUGGGGACAAACCAGAAAUUGUCCUCUUUCCCAAUAUGGACUUUGGCCUGGAAGUGAGCAAACAGCGGAUCCUAUCUAGGCAAUUCCCUUUCAUUCCCCCUCAUAUGACUGCAACAGAGAAAAUCCUCUAUUUGUCCUCCAUCAUUCCCUUUGAGAGCCCACUCAUGGUACGAGCAUUAGGUGGGCUGUUGAAGUUUCUUGACAGGAGGCGGAUCGGAGUCGAACUGGAAGAUAGCACAAUCGGAGUUCCCAUCUUGGCCUUUAAAAAGUUUGUGCUCAUGGAUAUAGUGAAUAUGGACCAAGAUACUUAUUGUGUCCUACAGAUAUUUAAAAGUGAGGUGCAUCCUUCUGUUUACAAGCUGGCCAGUGGGCUGAAAGAAGGACUCAGUUUGUAUGGGAUUUUGAACCGCUGCAGGUGUAAGUGGGGAGAGAAACUGAUGAGGUUGUGGCUCAUGCGGCCCACCCGGAACCUUACAGAGCUGAACAAACGGCUGGAUGUUAUUCAGUUCUUCUUGCUGGCUCAGAACUAUGAAACAGUCCUGACUCUUCAAGACUGCCUCAAGAAUAUAAAAAAUGUACCUCAGAUUCUGAGAAGAAUGACUCUUUCACAUACAAAGGUCAGUGACUGGCAGGCACUUUACAAGACAGUUUAUAGUGCAGUGUGCCUCAGAGAUACAUGCCGCUCCCUGCCUAGCAGCAUCGAGCUCUUCCGGACCAUUUCACAGGUCUUCACCGAUGAUCUGCACUAUAUUGCCAGUCUCAUCAGCAAAGUGGUAGACUUUGAAGGCAGUAUCUCAGAAAACCGCUUCACUGUCAGACCCAAUGUGGACUCCACCAUUGACGAAAAGAAACGAAAGCUGAUGGGUCUCUCAGACUUCCUUACAGAGGUGGCCCGGAAGGAAUUGGAGAUCCUGGACAAUCGGAUUCCUUCCUGUUGUGUCAUCUAUAUUCCCUUGAUUGGAUUCUUGCUUUCCAUUCCACGACUGCCCACAAUGGUGGACAAGAGUGACUUUGAGAUUGAAGGCCUGGACUUCAUGUUCUUGUCAGAGGAUAAACUGCAUUACAGAAGUGCUAGGACAAAGGAACUAGACAGCAUUCUGGGUGACCUGCACUGUGAGAUCAGAGACCAGGAAACACUUAUCAUGCACCAGAUGCAGACAAAGAUCUUGGAGAAGUCGGCGGUGCUGAACAAUGUGAUUGAGUACACAGCGCACCUAGAUGUGCUGCUAGCUCUGGCAGUGAUGGCUCGAGAGAAUAGCUACAGCCGUCCGUGCUUUACCGACCGCCAUGGCAUCCACAUCAAGGAUGGCAGGCAUCCACUCAUGGAGCUAUGCGCAAAGACUUUUGUGCCCAACCCUGUGAACAGUGGUGAGGCUAAUGGGCGGAUAAAGAUCCUUACAGGGCCCAACUCAUCUGGGAAGAGUGUAUACUUAAAAAUGGUGGGCCUUAUAACAUUCAUGGCCCUAAUUGGCAGCUAUGUCCCUGCUGCAGAGGCUGAGAUUGGGGCAGUUGAUGGGAUUUACACCAGGAUUCACAGCAGGGAAUCAGUAUCUGUGGGACUCUCCACUUUCAUGAUUGAUCUCAACCAGGUUGCUAAAGCAGUGAACAAUGCCACUGAGAGGUCCUUGGUACUUAUUGAUGAGUUUGGCAAAGGGACCAACACAGUGGAUGGCCUCUCCCUUCUGGCCGCUGUGCUGAGGCAUUGGCUCAAUCAGGGAACCCAGUGCCCGCAGGUCUUUGUCUCCACUAAUUUUCACAGCUUGGUGCAGCUGAAGCUCCUUCCUGACACCCCUCUUGUGCAGUACCUGACAAUGGAGACCCACCAAGAUGGAGAUGAGUUAAUAUUCUUCUAUCAGCUCAAGGAGGGGGUGUCUACUGUUAGCCAUGCUGCCAAUAUUGCUGUGUUGGCUGGGAUGCCACCCAAAGUGAUUGCACGAGGAGUGGAAGUAUCAGAGCUUAUCCGAAAUGGAAAACCUAUUAGAUGUAUUGAUCAUCCAUCCAAAGGGAACCAGCUAGAGAGAUGCAAGUCUCUGGUGGAAAAGUUCCUUUGCCUAGACUUUGAUGACCCCCAUGUGGACUUAGAGAAGUUCAUGAGUCAGGAAGUGCUGCCCUCUGCAGCCUCCAUUCUGUAA
Emys orbicularis (European pond turtle) is the source of this 2493-nucleotide messenger RNA. It is a transcript of the gene MSH5, whose product is annotated as mutS homolog 5. Gene Ontology annotation, molecular function: ATP binding; mismatched DNA binding; ATP-dependent DNA damage sensor activity. The transcript has a single exon. Gene Ontology annotation, cellular component: nucleus. The record is from RefSeq and is a predicted model, not a curated record. Bases 1 to 2493 code for a protein of 830 amino acids. Gene Ontology annotation, biological process: chiasma assembly; mismatch repair. Lineage: Eukaryota; Metazoa; Chordata; Testudines; Emydidae.